Camellia sinensis is the source of this 972-nucleotide messenger RNA. Lineage: Eukaryota; Viridiplantae; Streptophyta; Magnoliopsida; Ericales; Theaceae. The record is from RefSeq and is a predicted model, not a curated record.
AUGAAACCACCAUUGUUUCACGGAGGAUUGGAUCCACUGAAGACUGAAGCAUGGCUCCUUGGAAUAGAGAAAUUGUUUGAGGUGUUUCCAUGUCUAGAAACAGAGAAAGUAUUGCUAGCCACCUUUACACUGGAAGAUAAAGCGAGAAUGUGGUGGAUGUUGAUGUGUGAGAAUCAUAAAGAUAUUGGUUGGGCAUGGUUUUUGGAAAUUUUCUACGACAAAUACUUCCCACAAUGUGUCCGUGACAGAAAAGUGUUGGAGUUCAUGGAACUUAAGCAAAAUAGCAUGACAAUAAUAGAGUACAAGGCAAAGUUUACUGAGUUGGCUAGAUUUGCACCACACAUGGUUGAUACCGACUAUAAGAAAGCGAGAAAAUUUGAAGGUGGUCUUCGCGAUGAUAUUUUGGAGAAGGUAAAUGUACUAAAGCUCGAAACCUAUGUUGAUGUACUAGAUCAGGCCAUAAUAUUAGAAGCUAACAUAGCCAGGCAGAGUAAACCAUCAACUGAUUGGAAAAGAACAAGGCAGGGCUUCUUUCCAAAGAAAAGACUUGCAAAGAAACAGAAUAUGGGCUCCCCAAGCACUUCAAAUUGUUCCAGAGAUACGUCUCCAAUGUGUAGCCAAUGUGGUAAAAGGCAUCACGGGGUUUGCUAUCGUGUUUCAAGGGUCUGCUUUAAAUGUGGUAAAACAGGACAUACGGCCAGGGAUUGUAAUCAAAACAAUGGGAAAUUAGCUACUAGCUUAACUGGAUCGAUCCUGAAACUGGGAAACAUUUUGGGGCCUACUACUACUAGAGACACCAUGAGAUUAGCCACUAUAUAUGUUGAUGAGAUUGUUCGUUUACAUGGAGCUCCGGAAUCUAUUGUAUUGGAUAGAGAUCCGAAAUUUGUAUCUAGAUUGUGGAAAAGCCUGCAAAGAACAAUGGAAACAGAAUUGAGAUUCAGUACCGCGUUCCAUCCACAAACAGACGGGUAA